AUGGACCGAUUGUCGCGGUUAUUGAGUGCAAUACUGCUACUCAUCGCCCUGCCACUCGCAGCAGCCCUCAAAUUCGAAAUCCACGCCGUUCAACCGCACGACGCGAACAAGUACGAGCGAUGCAUACGGAAUUUCGUGGCCAAGGAUCAACUGGUGGUGGUUACGGCCAUUGUCAGUGGCUAUCGUGGGGAUGGACAGACGCUGAAUAUGCAUAUCCGCGAUGCGAUGGGCAAUGAUUAUGGAAGACCAAAGGACGUAUACGGCGAGAACAGAUACGCCUUCACCUCUCACGCUGAUUCGGCAUUUGAUGUUUGCUUCCAAAAUGUCCUCAGCGGCAGCACUUCAGGCACCGCAAACCCAUCGCGCCACGUGGAACUAGAUAUAGAUAUAGGAGCGGACGCCAAAGACUGGUCUGCGAUCCAAGCCAGCGAGAAGCUGAAGCCCGUCGAAGCGGAGUUGCGCCGGAUCGAGGAGGUCAUUGGCGAGAUUGUUUCCGAUAUGGAUUAUCUGAGGGCGAGAGAACAGAAGCUGAGGGAUACGAAUGAGAGCACGAAUGAGCGCGUCAAGUGGUUUGCUUUCUGCACAAUGGGCAUGCUGGUGGGCUUGGGUGUUUGGCAGAUUGUGUAUCUGCGGGCGUACUUCAGGAGCAAGCACCUUAUCUAG
Westerdykella ornata is the source of this 663-nucleotide messenger RNA. Its product is annotated as endoplasmic reticulum vesicle protein 25 precursor. Gene Ontology annotation, cellular component: endoplasmic reticulum; Golgi apparatus; endoplasmic reticulum-Golgi intermediate compartment. The record is from RefSeq and is a predicted model, not a curated record. Bases 1 to 663 code for a protein of 220 amino acids. NCBI's taxonomy places the organism in Eukaryota, Fungi, Ascomycota, Dothideomycetes, Pleosporales, Sporormiaceae. The transcript has 3 exons. Gene Ontology annotation, biological process: Golgi organization; endoplasmic reticulum to Golgi vesicle-mediated transport; intracellular protein transport.